Messenger RNA from Gamsiella multidivaricata, 447 nucleotides. RefSeq lists its product as uncharacterized. The record is from RefSeq and is a predicted model, not a curated record. NCBI's taxonomy places the organism in Eukaryota, Fungi, Mortierellomycota, Mortierellomycetes, Mortierellales, Mortierellaceae. The transcript has 4 exons. The coding region runs from base 1 to 447 and encodes 148 amino acids.
AUGACCGACGACCAUCUGAAUCCCGCCUCAAGAGCAUUCCCGGUCAAGAUCCCCUCGGACGAUACCGUCGGUGACCUCAAGGAGCUCAUCAAGGCUAAGAAGGCUGCCGCCUUCAACGACAUCGAUGCGAACGAAAUCACGCUCUGGCACGUCUCGAUCCUAGUAGUUGCUAUCAAGAAUGUCUUUCUUGACAAGAUUAUUUCCAAAGAGAAGCCCUUCCCAACAACUCGUCUUUCCAAAGUGUUCCCCAAGGACCUGCCUGAAGAAGCAAUCCACAUCAUUGUGCAGCGAACACAGCCAGAGCUCUCCGCUCGCGCCACUCCACCUCCUGGUCCUCCCAUUUCUUCCGAGAAAUGGCAAGGACUUAUUGAAAAGACUGAAGGCGACUUCUUUGCUCCUGACUCGGCCAAUUACACGAGCCUCGUCCGAUUCCUGAAAGCCGACUAG